Rotaria sp. Silwood1 is the source of this 303-nucleotide messenger RNA. Lineage: Eukaryota; Metazoa; Rotifera; Eurotatoria; Philodinida; Philodinidae. The record is from the annotation of a GenBank genome assembly.
AUGACAUCGCAAAACGAAGUUGAUGAUAUGAUUAAACGUAUACAAGCAUCUAAAGGUGUACAAGGAUUAAUUAUAAUUGAUUCGGAAGGAAUACCUAUUCGAUCAAGUAUGGAUAAUGAAACAACGUUACAUUAUGCAGCUUUAAUUAGUCAACUAACUAUUCAUGCUAAACGUGUUGUUCGUGAACUUGAUCCAAGUCAAGAACUUGAACAACUUCGUCUUCGUUCACACAAACAUGAAAUCAUCGUUGCGCCUGAGAGUAAAUAUAUCAUGAUUGUAGUUCAAGUACCAGAAGCUCUUUAA